Messenger RNA from Musa acuminata subsp. malaccensis (wild Malaysian banana), 1891 nucleotides. Its product is annotated as protein FAF-like, chloroplastic. NCBI's taxonomy places the organism in Eukaryota, Viridiplantae, Streptophyta, Magnoliopsida, Zingiberales, Musaceae. The record is from RefSeq and is a predicted model, not a curated record.
CUCAUCAGCUUGGCCUCCUCUGAGACAUCUCAAGCCAAGCCGACCUCUCUCUCUCUCUCUCUCUCUCUGAGAGGAGGGUGGUGGACAAGAGGAGGAGAGGGAUCACAUCAUACCUCUCUCUCUCUCUCUUUCUCUCCCUCUCUCUUUGUCACUACCUUCCAUUUCCUGCUCUCUUUCAGCAACUCGACUGCAUCUCAGUAUUAUACAGCCUUGGUAGAGUGAUUCAUAUUCUAUAUCCUGUCGAUCGAGUUCCAAACUUUGUGCACGAAGAUGUCGGUGGCUGUGCUGCAAUCACCCUUCCACCUGGAGAAGUACGGCUGGCCUGCGCCAGAAGAGACGAAAGAUGACCCUGUGAUGGCCGUGGAAGACGACCACAACCGGCCGGGGCAAUUCGACAUCUGGAGUGCCAUCCAAGCGCAGAAGGGCGCUAUUCCGGUGGCCGCCGAUCCGCCGGCUCCUUAUGUUCAUCCUCUGAUGAGUCGGUCCUCGAGCUCGCUAAGCCAGAUGAGCCUCCAGAUGUGCACGGAGAGCCUCGGCUCGGAGAGUGGCUCCGACGACUUCUCCUCGGUUCCCGACGGCCUUGACUUCGAUUACUCGCCCAAGAACGAGACAAAGACGGAAGAAGAAGACCACGACGUGCAUGAGAAGGUGGCAGUAGUUGAAGAACGAGGAGGACUGUGGUCUAGAACUGAAACAGAGGAGCGCCAAGUGCCGCAACGCAAAGCGGAUGAGCUCGUAUCGGUGAACUACAAUUGCUCCAUCAGCAGGAGGUCGCCGUCGCGUUCGUUCCCUCCGCCACUGCCAUCUCUCUCCCGCCGCGACGGGCCCUGCCUCCACAUGAGGCCCCAUCGCCGCGAUGGCCGCCUCGUCGUCCAGGCUGUACUCGUACCUUCCCGGAACUACCUCCACGCUCAGCGCGAGGGCGGUCGCCUCCUCCUCUCCUUCGUCGACGCCACCUUCGACGAUGACUCCUCCGAAACCGUCGAAAUCGAACAGCCACAUGAGCACCACCAAGUUAUCGAUGAAAUCGAAGAGAACAAAGCAGAGGAAGUGAAACUGAAGAACUGCUACGAGGCAGACGACGACGAAGAGGAGGAAGAAGAGGAAGUUGAAGUAGUCGACAGGGGAACCGUCAUCGAGGUGAAAGUGAGCACACAACCCCAGCAACCGAACGGCAGCGCCAUGAAGAUCCUCCGGUCUUCUCUCGUCAUCAACAAGUUCGUCGGCGGCACGCCGCGGAGCAGCAACGCCAAGUGCGAGCAGAGCAAUCUCAACAGCAUCAGCCGGUGGCAAGCUAUCACACCAGCGACAGUGGCACGACGACCACCACCGACACCCGCCACCGCAGCAGCUGCAGUGGUGGUAGCCUCUACCCUCAGCGCCUCCACUGAAGCUUACAACGACGAGGGAGCGCGGCCUUCGCUCGGCGACGACGAACACCACCUGCCACUCGACAACAAGCUGCUCUUCACCUCCAAGCGGCGCAACCGCGAGGAGCUGCUUCACAGCAUGAAGCGGUGCAGUCAGCUGCGCAAGCCAUUGUUCAUCUGGGAGCCCUGUUGCAUUGCCACUUCCUCCUGAGCCACAGAAUCCAUUCUACCCUCUUAUCUAUCUAUCAACUAAUCUACCGAUCUAUGCAUCUAUCUAUCUAUCUAUCUAUCUAUCUAUCUAUCUAUCCACCCACUUAUUGAAAUUGAUAUGACUACCAUUGACAUAGUAAUGAUCAUCCGAUUAAUAAGUUGGAGUGUGUCGAGGGCAUUUCACUGUUUGGUUUCAUUCAGACAGUCUGCUGCCACUCUUUAACUACCGAAGUCUCUCUUUGUUUUUCCACUCCGUGGUUAUAUGUUGACACCAUGAUUUAAUGGACGACUUGAUAUGAUGAUUGUGAUUA